AUAAUGCUUUGUUUUUUUAAUCAAUGCAGACAUGUCCUCAUCUUCUCUACAUAGUCCAUACUUUUCACAACCUAACCCAAAUAGAGGUUUUCUUCCAUGGCUAUAAGGGUAAAAUUUGGAGAGGAAAAUGGAGGUGGAUGCUAGAAGUGCUUCAACAGAGGCCCAAGCUUGAACAUCUUGCCAUUCAUCAGGAGAUAGAAAACAAUUUAAUGGAAAAUGUAGGAAUAUAUGAAACCAAUUGGGAAGACCCACAGAUUGUUCCACAUUGCCUUUCAUCUCAGCUCAAAACUUGCUUGUUUAGAGAUUUUAGAGGCAGAAAGAAUGAGAUUCAAUUUGCAAAAUAUGUAAUGCAAAACUCAAAAGCAUUUUGUACCAUGACAAUUCAUAGUGUAUGUUCCAUCGAUUUAAAUGGUAAGUACCAAAUGUUACAGAAAUUAGCUAUGUGCGGAAGGGCCUGUAAACUCAUAUUUGAUUGAUGAGGUUAGGAAAUAUAUUUCCUACAUGACUAGAUUUUUGAUAGAUUCUAAAUUUAUAAUAGCAAGAUUUGAUGGUGUUUCAAAUA
Molecule: messenger RNA, 562 nt
Organism: Medicago truncatula (barrel medic)
Lineage: Eukaryota; Viridiplantae; Streptophyta; Magnoliopsida; Fabales; Fabaceae
Product: putative FBD-associated F-box protein At5g56440
Exons: 2
Coding region: 24-476 (150 amino acids)
Source: RefSeq, a predicted model, not a curated record